CCCCCCCCCGAGUCGGCGCCCGAGGGCAAGGGCGGCGCGGCCGGGCCGGCGGAGGCCAAGGGCGCGCCGCCGACCGCCGCGGACGCCAAGGCGGCCGCGGCGCCGCCGGCGGCGGAGGCCAAGGCGGGCGCCGCCGGGGUCGCCGCCGCCAAGGCCGCGCCGCCGCCGCUCGCCGACGUGGCGCGCGAGCUCGAGCGCCUCGGCGCGACCGCGUACGCCGCCGCCGCGAGCCGGCGCGCGGCGGCCCUGACCGUCGAGGACCUCCGGGCGAUGCGCGCGCCGGACCUCGCGCGGCUCUGCGAGGACCUGGGGUUCGGCGCCGAGGCCGCGGCGGCCUACGGCGCCAAGUUCGCCGAGCACGGCCUCGACGGCUGGGUCGCGGCCGAGGUCGACGACUGGGAGGACUACGCCGAGGUCGGGCUGUCGCGGGACCACGCGACCGUGCUGUGCUGCGUCGCGCGCGCGGCGCGGGGCCGCGCGGCCGCCGGCGCGCCGGCGGCGCCGGCGGCCGCGCCGGCGCUCUCCGACGCCGAGCGCGCGGCGCUCGCCGCCGCCGACCGCGCGGCCGCCGAGACGGGCGAGGGCGGCGUCUACGGCCAGCUGGUGGUGCUGGGCUACAAGGAGUACCGCGUGGAGGGCUCGACGUGGCACCCCGUCGGCGCGCGGAACGAAAAGUUCGCGCUCGCGCGCCGCGACGAGGCGAACGGCAUCCGGCGCGCGCGCGCGCGCGUCGGCGAGCCGCGGCGGCCGGGCGAGAAGCGGCGGUCGGCGGACGCGAGCCACUCGGUGACCAUGUCGGUCGCCGCCGGCGCGCGCGGCGCGGACGGCAAGCCGGUCGCGCGGUCGCAGCGCGUGACCGUCGAGUACGUGCCCGACGCGCGCGAGGACAUGUUCCAGCUGGGCCGCAUGAUCGUCCCGCAGAACGACUUCGUCGUCCGCGGCCCGCUGCACCUCGACGCGGGCGGCGUGCUCUGCGGGCCCGUGUCGCGGUACGCCUGCCGCCUGUCGUGCGGCCGCGCGCCGCCGUACGCGUGCCGACUCUACGCGGCGGGCUUCAACAACGAGCGCGACGUGUUCCUGAGCGAGCAGGCGCCCAAGUGGCAGCUCGCGCCGGGCGAGCGCGCGGCCGACGCGGACGACGCCGUGACGGACCCGGACGCCGAGCCCGACGCCGCGCAGUGGGACGCGCUGACGACGUUCGGCGUGCGCAUCUGGAAGCCCGAGGUCGGGGCCUGGCGCGAGGUGAGCGUCCACGGCGGCGUCCACGAGCCGCGCGCGCGCGCGGACGUCGCCGGCCGGCGGUACCCGGACGAGGACUCCGUGCUGACGAACGGCACGAUCGUUGACCUCGCGGGCAUCCAGCUGCUCUUCGAGAGCGCCGCGUCGAUGCGCGCGCACGAGCGCGCCGCGCGCCGCGGCAGCGAGCGCGGCAUCGGCGGCGACGGCCGGUCGCCGAUCCCGGGCGACCCGCGCGCCGACGCGCCCGCGCGCAUCGUCGCGCGGUUCAACGCGCGCCGGCCGCAGUGCCCGGUCCAGCUCCACACGAUCCGGCUCGAGUACGACGACGAGAAGCGCCGCGCCCUGGCGCAGGACCGGCGGCCCUACAUCUUCCCGGCGUGCGGCCACGUGCACGCGCGCGCGCCCCGCGCGGCAAGGCGUCUCCUCGCCCCGGCUGGUCCGGGAGACAUCGCUGGAAACGAGGGCCGUCCGCGAUGAGAUCGACGCUCUCUUCGUCGUCGCAGGUUCGCGCCCGAGCUCCAGCGCCUGCCGUGCCCGCUCUGCCGGACGCGCGGGCCGUUCGUCGAGCUCCGUCUCGAGUGGGAGCCCGCCAUCUGCGACGAAGAGCCCGAGGUCGCCUUUAACCCAUGCGGCCACAUCGUCUCCGAGCGCGUCGCGAACCGUGUGGCACCACGCGCCCCGGUCGCCUUCGCCGGCGCUCCGGAACGGCGUGCUCGCUCGUCGCCGAUCUCCUUCGUCGCGCAGGUCGCGCGCAAGUGGGCCGGCCUCGCGCUCCCCGACAACGCGCCGCCGAACGCGCGCUACCGGCCCAUCUGCCCGUUCUGCGCCAAGCCCCUCAAAACCGACGCGCGCGCCGGCGACCAACCGUACAGCCGCAUCCUUUUUCAGUCGGACGCCUCGCGCGACGACGUUGAGGGGUCCGACGGCGACUCGGAAAACGGCGGCUGGUCGACCGCCUCGCCGGGGCUCACAGUGCAAGACGCGACGCCCCCGGACACCGCCGAGCGCAAAAACGACCCCGGUGACGCCGACGGUGACGCCGCCUGAUCGCGAUGGAUGACGCCCGAGACGUUUCGUCACGGUUUUUUCUAAUGAGGCUUGGGGUACUAGUCGAUAUUUUUACUUGACCCAAUCAAACCAGGAGGGAGGUCG
Pelagomonas calceolata is the source of this 2391-nucleotide messenger RNA. The record is from the annotation of a GenBank genome assembly. NCBI's taxonomy places the organism in Eukaryota, Pelagophyceae, Pelagomonadales, Pelagomonadaceae.